UGACGCAGCGGGGCAAUAAGUAGGUGAAAAGUGGCAGUACGGGGCCAGUUAAUCAUUUGAGACUCUUUGUUGGCGGAAGACGGAACUUUUUGCUGCCGAACACAAGUUUUAACGAUGGUCCUGAAUCAGUGUCGACUCGCUCUUGUCAGAUUCAACCAGCCGGUGAAGUGGAACGAAAGUACUUUUACCCGAGAUGGAGGCUUCGUGACCGCUCCGUGGGGUGUCUGUUCACCCGUGCCGAGGCUGACAGGUGUCCGCACCUCAGCGGGUUUCAUCUCUCCAUCUUCCAGCAGCUCGGAGAAGCCGCCAUCGAGACGGAGACUGACGGUUUCCAACCUUUCUGCUGCAACACAGACGACCGUCAGAGGGCUGAGCACCUCUGUCAGAGCUCUCCAGUACGAUCUGAAACCAUCCAUACCAAACUCUGAAGGCCGGAAGCUGUUUUUCGAUACGCAUGCGGUGGUGCGACUCCUCGAGGACAACGGCUUCACCACGCAGCAAGCUGAAGUGUUGGUUAGAGUGCUGGUGACGAUGACAAACUCCAACAUGGACAUCAUUUAUAACGACAUGGUCACCAAGGUGCAGCAGGAGAUCAUGUUGCAGCGUGUGAUGUCUCAGAUUGCAGCUGUAAAGAAGGACAUGAUAAUCCUUGAGAAGAGCGAGUUCUCUACUCUGCUGGCAGAGAAUGAGAAACUCAAGAUCCAGUUGAUACAGCUCAAGGUCCAACUGGCUGACGUCAUGAACACUGUGCGCUCAGACACCAUUCUGGACAUGAAUUUGGAGAAAAGUCGAGUAAAAGAACUGAAAGCAGAGCAUGAGAAGAAGCUUCUAGAAGCACGGACUGAGAUUAUGGAAAUGACUGCAGAACAGGAUCGCCAUUUGACUCAGACAAACAUGAAGAUAGACACUGAAGUGGCCGGUUUGAAAACCAUGUUAGAGUCUCACAAACUGGACACCAUCAAAUACCUUGCAGGUUCAGUGUUCACCUGUCUCACUGUGGUGUUGGGUUUCUAUCGCAUCUGGAUGUAAACGGAUGCUGAUUUAUACGACCUGUGGUAACACUUAGAUGCAUCCUCACAAUUGAACAAAAUGCAAAGACGAGUCGUCGUUUCCGUCUGACCUCACUUUGUUGGAUUUUACUGUUCAAUUUUCUCAGAAAUAGGAAUAAUGGAAGAACAGCUCUCCCACCUGGUCACUGGUGGACAUUUUGGAUUCAUGAUCCCUUUGGCCAUUUAUUUAAUUAUUUUUUUGUUCCUUUGCUAUUCCUGAGCUGCUGGAACAAAGCUGAACAAUGCACUUAUUAAAAAUGUUGUAUGUUUUUAUUCAGAUGAGAAGUCACUUUCUCCAUUCAUGUCAUGCACACGGUUAGAUAUUGACCUCCCAUUCAGCUCAUGCUGUUUGAAGCUAAACUAUUUUUUAAUGCCAUGCAUUUUUGCUCUGUAUAUAUUUUCAAGCUCUGGAUACUGGAGAGAAAUUUGAAGGUGACUCUGACUGUUAACCACUCUGGUAUACGAAUACGAACAUUUAACUUAUAUUAAAUCGUGUUACAUUGUUGGACAGAUAUUAUUUAUUAUUUGAAUGAAGUUAAUUGUAAAUAAAUGUAAUCUUUGCAAACGUAUUGUUUCUGUUGAUGGUGUUGUGUAAGGUUUUAUAAGUCUUGCUGAAACACAUGAUUUAUUGUAUUGUGUCUUGGUUUCAAAAUCUUAAGCAAUAAAGUGAUAACAAGCAUGAUAUUUGUUCUGUGUGUUGCAACUCAGUGACCUGGAAGUGUAUUUUUGUAAUGCUAUUCUUUCUAAGGUGAGCAGUGAGUAAUUUUCAGGGGAGAGUAAACAUUUUCCACAAAAGCAAAUGGAAGAUGUGAUCAUAAACUGAUUGCGUGCUUCUUGUUAAUCUAUGCUUGGAUUAAGCUGUUUCAACAUGCAAAUACACAAAACGUUGUCUGUGGUGAUGGUAAAGGUGUGUCUUUGUGAAAGUUAAGCAUUUCUUGUACCUGAAAAAAACUAUGACCAAACAAACAUUGAAGAAUUUCAGAUGAUUACAGACAAUAAAAUGGUGUUCUUAAAAAUG
Messenger RNA from Stegastes partitus (bicolor damselfish), 2067 nucleotides. It is a transcript of the gene mcur1, whose product is annotated as mitochondrial calcium uniporter regulator 1. Gene Ontology annotation, cellular component: mitochondrion; mitochondrial inner membrane. The transcript has 9 exons. NCBI's taxonomy places the organism in Eukaryota, Metazoa, Chordata, Actinopteri, Pomacentridae. Gene Ontology annotation, biological process: positive regulation of mitochondrial calcium ion concentration; calcium import into the mitochondrion. The record is from RefSeq and is a predicted model, not a curated record. The coding region runs from base 115 to 1029 and encodes 304 amino acids.